Cygnus olor (mute swan) is the source of this 4827-nucleotide messenger RNA. It is a transcript of the gene KATNAL2, whose product is annotated as katanin catalytic subunit A1 like 2. The coding region runs from base 2882 to 4543 and encodes 553 amino acids. Gene Ontology annotation, molecular function: ATP binding; ATP hydrolysis activity; protein binding. The transcript is spliced from 17 exons. The record is from RefSeq and is a predicted model, not a curated record. Lineage: Eukaryota; Metazoa; Chordata; Aves; Anseriformes; Anatidae.
CAUAGAAUUAACCUCCCAGUCUAAACUAUCUUCUGAUUUUUAGAUGGGACUCUUAUUAGGUAUAAAGGUUUGCUUUUGCUUCUGCUUGGCCAACCCAAGAAGAACAUUAUUAUGGUGAGAUUGGAGUGGGUUGUGAGUACGUGGACAGGAUGCUCUCCUAUACAUCUCAAGGCAAGUCUCUGCCUAGAAGAGUAUUUGAGCUGCCGUCCUUCACUGUCUAAACUAGGAUUUAAAAUAUCUCUAGAGACGGCAGAAGUAACCUGAUGGAACUAACAGCAGAAGACAGACAAGAAUACAGACUGUUUUCAAGCAUUGAUCGUGAGCUCGACAGUUCACCAGACAGAUGCAAUUCCUCUCUCAGCAUUACUGUAAAUACUCAAACAUAGAACACUUGAUGUGUUUGUCAUCUGUGGCAACCACUGUGUUUUCAUACCAUGUCAUAAAUACUCAAAGGCUGCUGCGAUCUCACCCUUUGAUAUGUGGGCAAAUGCAACAGCUAAUUUUUCUUCGCAUAAACAGCAGGAGCAGUUGCAUUUAGAGGAAUGAGCAGGUGGGAUUCUCAGUAAGUGAUGACUCCACCUUCCUUCUUGCCCCUCAAACCCUGUUUCAGAAGAUUCAGAUCAUCCAGAAGUAGUAAAAAGCCCACAGUUCAUAAUCUGUUUCCCAAAUACCAGCGGUUCAGAAAAAAAGAAAGAUCCUUUCACUGCAGGGUGCCAGAGUUUUGUCUUCUCUAUAUUCCCAGAAUUGGUUCAUUUCUGUUUGCGGCACCUCUCUGGAAUGGAUCAACUUCAUUCAGAAGUUGUUGAUCCACUGGGCUUUUGCAGAGCACUCUUCCUGCCUGAAAUGGUUUGCAAAAAUCGUCUUUGUACCACCAGUGAAAGGCAAAUGGUAUUGUAGUUUCAUUAUGGACAGGGGAACAGAGUGGCUGUGUAACUUUAUCAAGAAAAGAAAAAGUAGAAAAAGUGAGAAGUGGUGUAUGGUUUCUUCCCCGUUUCCCAGCCAGUUUGAUUCAUUUGGCUACAAAACCAGAAUGAAGAUUUUACCAAUCCAAUUAAUAAUACGUGAAAUACAAAUACAUUUCCAACGUAUUUGGAAAUGGCAGGAAACGUUGUUAAAAGCAAACCGCAGCCCUUUCCUUGUUGUGUCACUAGAUGGCCCCACGUCUGAAGCAAACACCCCAGAAAAUAGCUGCUAUACUGGCUGACCUUUUGCCUCCUCUGCCCGGUACUUUUUACAGGUUGGCAAACACACUGGUAGGCAUUAGUUUCAAAAUAAAGCAUUAGCUGAAUGUGCUAUCUUAAACGUGCAAAUGAGCAGCAGAAUGCUGUAUGAUACCUGCAGCUAUGGGCAGUGCAGGGGGAGCAGAUAGGUCUAGCCUGAGCAAGGAAGGGCACGCUGAAGAGGUAGGUUGGUUUUGCAGUGCAUUGCACCACCCAAAAGCACCCUGGCUUGGAGGAAUAAAGGUUUCUCCAAUAUCUGCAGUUGGCUGUAGUGGUGCUUCAUUCCAAGAGACUGAGAAGGAUAGCAUAAUUGCCUUGUUCUGCAAAUAUUCCUUUUAUGCAUCUUUUGGGCUUUAAAAGCACAAAGCCUCAAUCAGUGUGGCAGAGUGCAGCAGAAGUCAUUGCUACCAAAGCUGGGGCUUUGCCUUGCAGCGUGAAGAAGGUGAAGCUUUGUGGGCUGGUGGCCUGCAGAGCCCUAAUGCUUGGGCUGGGCUUCUCUGGGAUGGAGGCAGCCACUGUUUGGGUGUGGUAGAAGCUGGGGGUGGGUGUCUGUGCAGGCAACGUGCACAACAUGGUCAGCAGUAUGUACGUGCUGUGAAAGCAACAUAAAAACUGCCGCACUUUCCCCAUCCACUAAGUCAGUGCCCGUCUGUUGUGCUUACGCUGGGUCCUCAAGAGUAAUGCUGAAAGCCAGCAUCCUCAAAGAGACCGGAAGUGAUUUAUUUACCUAAAUGUGGGUUUGGCCUUACCUGCUUUUCUUGUGAUCCCAGCUUCAGAUCACAAUGAGCAAAGUCGAUACGCUGAUUUGUAGAGCUUUCCUUGUAGCUACUUCUAUUAUGACCCUAAAAUUCCAGAGUUUACAUCUGGAGACAUCCAGCAUAUAUGGUAAUUUUCAUCUGGGUAAAGCUUUUUUCCAGCGUCUUGCUAGGUUAGUUUCCAGUGCCCCUUUUGCUGUACUUAAUAUUGCACUGUAUACUCCCACAGGUGUAGCUUCACUGAAAAAAUGGCAGAGAUGUCUUACUCUGCCUUGUUGUUAUCUCUGAACCAUUUGUGAAUGCCUUUGGUCUCUCCAGGCUGUGUAAGGAAAUCUAUUGGCCUGAAAUUUCUUUGUGUCAGGACCUGACAUGGGUCAUUCCUGUGUUAAAAUUGGGCAAGUUUGAUAUCAUCCAAAACUAUUAAUUCUUCAAGUGCAUUUCCUUUGUGUUUGUGGAUCAAGGCCCACAAGAUGGGAAGUGUCAACAGUGUGCAGCAGGUCUGCAUAAUGUAGUGUAGUUGUGCAGAUCCCUGGCCUGUUCUCAAUCACUUCGAGUGCUCAGAAAAUGGGUUUCUAAUUGCACAGGAGGGAUGCAGCCACAGUGGUGCAUGUGGUUUGCUUGCACAGCUCUUGGAGAUGCUGUGCACGAGGUCUGCAAGAGCCCUACCCUGAAAUUCACAAUCGUCUGAACCUGUUGGAGAUCCAUAGUCACAGCAAGGCCAGGAAGUUAUUUUUCAACCUCAAGAUAAUUUUCUUUUCUCUAGGAAAAGGUUUCUACCCAUCCACUAGCCCUGAUAAUGUGUAAGAAAAAUUGCAUUCAAAACCACUUUACUUCUGUUUAUUAACAGAUGAGCUGCGAACAGAAGCUCGUCGAAAAAAUCUCCUCAUUCUAAUUUUGCAUUACUUAAUGGAGGGAGGAUACGUUGAUGCUGCAAAUGCUUUGGAACAAGAGACAACAUUAGGCUUACGUGGCUUUGAAGUUUGUGACAACAUUGAUCUUGAGACAAUUUUGAUGGAAUACGAAAGCUAUUACUUUGUAAAAUUUCAAAAAUAUCCUAAAAUUACCAAGAAGGUCCUGGACACCGCAGAAAACAAACAACAGCUGAGAACUGCAGGAAAAAACAGAAGGGCAACAAGCUCUUCUCAGAAUCUUCCAAGGACGAAACAUCAGACAAUGCAACGACCAUCAUCAAAAACUUCACUUGGAAGGACGACAGAACUUAAAUCAUCCACCAAAGAGAGCCCCAAACAGAAUAAUGACAGUGCAGUUACUCCAGAGCAAUCUGACUUUGGCUUAAGCAUCUCAGCAAUCAACAAAUCUGGAGGAGCAGGAGAAGGUCCUCACCCAAGAAGGGACCAAAUAAUUGACUUCCGUGGGACCGUUCAAGAUGCUAUCAAAGUAUCAUCAAAUGGAAUAGCUUUGAACAGUCUUAAUUGGGAUCCAGAUCCAUCGGAGCGAUUAUUAAAACCCCUUAGUGCUUUUAUUGGCAUGACUGGUGAGAUGAGAGAACUCGCAACAGUUGUAAGCAAAGACAUCUACCUCCAUAAUCCAAAUGUGAAGUGGGAUGAUAUUAUUGGACUGGAUGCAGCUAAAAGGCUAGUCAAGGAAGCAGUUGUUUAUCCUAUAAGGUACCCACAGCUAUUUACAGGCAUUCUGUCUCCUUGGAAGGGUUUAUUGCUGUAUGGACCACCAGGUACUGGAAAAACAUUGCUUGCUAAGGCUGUUGCCACAGAAUGCAAUACAACCUUUUUCAACAUAUCAGCAUCCACCAUUGUCAGCAAAUGGAGGGGUGAUUCAGAAAAACUUGUCCGGGUGCUAUUUGAGCUUGCCCGGUACCAUGCUCCUUCCACAAUUUUCUUGGAUGAGCUGGAGUCAGUUAUGAGUCAAAGAGGCACUGUUUCUGGUGGUGAACAUGAAGGAAGUCGACGGAUGAAAACAGAAUUACUGGUGCAGAUGGAUGGCUUGGCCCGAUCUGAUGAUCUUGUAUUUGUUUUAGCAGCUUCCAAUCUGCCAUGCAGUGCAUGCCCGGUGUGUACGGUGGAGGACAGCGAGGAAGGAGAGCUGAGCGCAGUGUGGGGAAGCCCCAGGAGAAGCCAUGGACUUAGAACAAGCCAUCAGCCUGUAGUGGCUCUGCUCAGGCCGCCUGCAUGGGAGGACAGGAGGGAGUUGGAUUCUGCCAUGCUGCGGCGGCUAGAGAAGAGGAUUUUGGUCGACCUUCCAAGUAAAGAGGCGCGGCAGGCGAUGAUCCAGCACUGGCUGCCCCCUCUGAGCAACAGCGGAGGAGUGGAGCUGAGAACAGACCUGGACUACAGCUUGCUGGGCCAGGAAACUGAUGGGUACUCUGGUUCAGACAUUAAACUCGUGUGCAAGGAAGCAGCCAUGAGACCAGUGAGGAAAAUCUUCGACGCUCUUGAAAACCAUCAGCAAGGUAGCAGUAACUUACCUGUGAUCCGACUGGACAGAAUCACAACAGCAGAUUUCCUGGAUGUGAUUGCCCAUACCAAGCCAUCGGCAAAGAAGCUGAGCCAGAAGUACACAGCUUGGCAGAGAGAGUUUGAGUCAGUUUGAAGAGAAAAAUCCUAAAAGACUGAGAACUUCAAGGACUUUUGCUAUCCAAAAUGGCAUCUGUGUCACCUCCAAAGGACUGAACGGUGAUGGAGAAGGAAGUGCUGUUGUUUUUGGGAGAGAAUGCCGUGAGAAAUGCCGGGUAGAAAUCUUUACUUUGAAAAUGCAGUGGGGGAGGGAGGCUUGUUUUUAUUAGCCAUUUUCAAUGACCAUUCAAAAAUAUUCUUUAUGGCAGUUGCUAUGUAAUGAAAACUCUAGCCUUAACUUUAUGCAUAAAGACUUAAAGC